Molecule: messenger RNA, 1818 nt
Organism: Lodderomyces oxycetoniae
Lineage: Eukaryota; Fungi; Ascomycota; Pichiomycetes; Serinales; Debaryomycetaceae
Gene: SNF1
Product: AMP-activated serine/threonine-protein kinase catalytic subunit
Exons: 1
Coding region: 1-1818 (605 amino acids)
Biological process (GO): protein phosphorylation; intracellular signal transduction
Cellular component (GO): cytoplasm
Molecular function (GO): protein serine/threonine kinase activity; ATP binding
Source: RefSeq, a predicted model, not a curated record
AUGUCCACCUCCUCUAUAGGGAAGUACCAAGUGAUCAAGACCCUUGGCGAAGGGUCCUUCGGCAAGGUCAAACUAGCACAACACUCCACCACUGGACAAAAAGUAGCGCUUAAAAUAAUCAAUAGGAAAACAUUGGCGAAAUCAGAUAUGCAGGGCCGUGUUGAACGAGAGAUUUCCUACCUUCGUUUAUUGAGACACCCGCACAUAAUCAAGCUCUACGAUGUGAUCAAGUCGAAAGAUGAGAUUAUUAUGGUGAUUGAGUAUGCAGGGAAAGAACUCUUUGACUAUAUAGUGCAAAGGGGCAAGAUGCAAGAAGACGAGGCGAGAAGGUUCUUCCAGCAGAUCAUUGCUGCGGUGGAGUACUGUCAUAGGCAUAAAAUAGUUCAUCGAGACUUGAAACCGGAAAACUUGCUCCUUGAUGACCAACUAAAUGUAAAGAUUGCUGAUUUCGGGUUAAGUAAUAUCAUGACAGAUGGGAAUUUCCUCAAGACUAGUUGCGGGUCUCCCAAUUAUGCAGCGCCAGAAGUGAUUUCAGGGAAACUCUAUGCGGGGCCAGAAGUCGAUGUAUGGUCAGCAGGAGUCAUUCUCUAUGUGAUGCUCUGUGGCCGAUUACCCUUUGACGAUGAAUUUAUACCCGCACUUUUUAAAAAGAUAAGCAAUGGUGUCUACACUUUACCGCAGCACCUAAGUGCUGGGGCAAAGCAUUUAUUAACUAGGAUGUUAGUUGUGAAUCCACUAAACCGGAUCACCAUCCAUGAAAUUAUGGAGGAUCCUUGGUUUAAGAAAGAUAUGCCUGAGUACUUGUUACCCCCUGACUUGUCAAAAAGUAGACACCAUAAAAUCGAUAUAGAUGAAGAGGCUAUACGAGCAUUGACCAUGACCAUGGGCUAUGACCGAGAUGAAAUAGUAAAUGUCAUACAAAAGAGUAAUCAGUACAGUGCUCCAAAGGAGCAGAGUAGUGAGAUCUUAGAUGCUUAUUUACUAAUGAAGGAAAAUAAGGCUCUAGUAAGGGAUUUAAAUAAAAACAAAGGUGGUGCUGGUGGUGCCGGCUUCAGUGUGUUGUCAACAGCUCCUGCUCCAGCAGCUCCUGCCGCUGCUUCUGUUCCUAAGUACACCUCCACCAGUUCUGCCCCCGGGGUCCAGCAAUCAGUCACCUAUCAGACCCUAGCCACUGUUCCAGACCUCUCCACCUUACCCAGCUCAACCAUCGCCAUCCUCCCCUCAAGCUUGCCUUCUAUUCACAGAGCAUACAUGAGCGAGCACCAGCCACAACUUGUCUCCACCAUGCACCCGCCCACCACCAAGAAAUCUAAAACGAGAUGGCAUUUCGGGAUAAGAUCAAGAUCUUAUCCCUUGGAUGUUAUGGGCGAGAUCUAUCGAGCACUUUAUAAUUUAGGCGCAGAAUGGGCCAAACCUGCAGAAGAAGAGUUGUGGACUAUCAAAGUGAGAUGGAAGUAUGAAGUGAUUAGAGAACCUAAUAUGAUGAAGAUGCAGAUCCAGUUGUUUCAACUAGAGCCUAAUAAUUAUCUAGUGGAUUUUAAGUUUGACGGGUGGGAGCAACCACAACCAGCAUCGCCACCGGCAGCAGCGACAGCUGGUGGUGGUGAUGGAAGUAGUGAUGUCAAAGAAGCUGCUACAGGAGCUGCUGCCGCUGCUGCUGCUACAGGAGCUGCUGCCGCUGCUGCUGCUACUACUGCUGCUGCUAGUAAAAGUAAUAGCAGUAUGUCCCUGGACGACGGGAGUUUUUCUGCGUACCCGUUUUUACAUUUGGCUACGAGGUUAAUCAUGGAACUAGCAGUGAAUAGUCAGAGUGGAUAA